AUGGCCUCCGAUCUUGACCAGCUCAUAGAGAUGGGCUUCGACCAGGAGCGAGCCCAACUAGCCGUUGCCAAAGCCGGAAACCUGCAAGGGGCAUUGGAAUGGCUCGAGGAAAACCAAGACAAACCGCUGGAUGAGAUCAAGGCCGCGCAAGAAGCAGAGGGUGAAGAUGGCCCCGCUCUCAAGCCUGGCGAAGAAGCUCGCAGUUUAGUCUGCAAUGAUUGUGGCAAGAAGUUCCGAAGCCAGGCGCAGGCCGAGUUCCACGCAUCCAAGUCCCAACACGUCGAUUUCUCAGAGUCCAUGGAGGAGAUCGCUCCUUUGACCGAGGACCAGAAGAAGGAGAAGCUACAGGAGCUGAGAGAGAGACUUGCCGCCAAGCGAGCUGUGCAAUCAGUGCAGGACAAGGCCGAUGACAAGAGAAACGAGCAAAUCCGAAUGAAGGCCACAAAAGAAAGCCAAGACGCGAAGGAGGCGCUGGAGAAGAAGGAGAGGUUGAAGGAAGCGGCCCAGAAGAAGAAGGAUAAGCAGGAUGAGAUCGAUGCCAAGAAGCGUGUUCAGGCACAGAUCCAGGCGGAUAAAGAGGAAAGGCGCCGCAAAGCCGAGCUGGCAAAAGCCGAACGAGAAGGCAAGGCUCUUCCCCAAGAGUCCGCCCCAGUCCCUGCUCCAGCCUCCAAGCCAGCAUCCGAACACAACGAGACUCGCCUGCGUUUCCAAACCCCUCAAGGAAACAUCAUGAAAAGACUUCCCGUUACGACAACGCUUUUCGAGGUUGCUGCGGCUCUCAAGCAAGAGGAUGGCGUCGAGGUCCAAAGUUUCACUCAGACCUUCCCCAGGAAGACCUGGAACUCCGAGUUUUUCGGCGAGACAUUAAAGGAACUAGGUCUUGUGCCCAGCGCAAGCCUUAUUGUUCAAUGA
This is a messenger RNA of Penicillium manginii, 912 nucleotides long. Its product is annotated as UBA and UBX domain-containing protein. The coding region runs from base 1 to 912 and encodes 303 amino acids. Gene Ontology annotation, molecular function: protein binding. The transcript is spliced from 3 exons. The record is from RefSeq and is a predicted model, not a curated record. Lineage: Eukaryota; Fungi; Ascomycota; Eurotiomycetes; Eurotiales; Aspergillaceae.